AAAAAAAUAAAAAAUUAAACACGCCCGGUGGGACUCGAACCCACAAUCGCCUGAUUAGAAGUCAGACGCCUUAUCCAUUAGGCCACGGGCGCUAUUGAUGACUUUAUGUUUAGUACCUUAAAAUUUCAACUGCAUUAACUAGCCAUUUUUUUCCCUUGAAAAAGGUAAAAAAGAAGAACAGAGAGAUUAACAAUUUCAGCAAAAAAAUGGCGUUGCCGUCACUAACACUGCCGCCUCUUUAUCCGGUGGCUGCUCCGAAGAAGCCGGCGGCCGUAUACGUCGUGGUGCAAUCAUCAAGCUUCUCGGUUAAUGGAGCAACUCGAAACUGUAAAACGCAGGAGAAACCCGUCGUUAGACGACGCUUGACAAAACCCACCGGAAUUACCUUACCAACUCCCGAGACGUCAUCCUCGUUUUCUUCAGUUCCUCUUAAAAAGGUUCUAGUGCCAAUUGGGUUUGGGACGGAGGAGAUGGAAGCGGUGAUAAUGAUUGAUGUUUUGCGGCGGUCAGGAGCGCAUGUCACGGUGGCUUCCGUGGAGGACCAGCUGGAGGUUGAGGCGGCUGGUGGCACCAGGCUGGUGGCUGAUGCCUUUAUCUCUGCUUGCUCUGAUCAGACCUUUGAUCUUGUUGCGCUUCCGGGAGGAAUGCCAGGCUCUGCACGCCUAAGGGAUUGCCAAGUUCUUCGGGAUAUAACAAUAAAACACGCGGAGGCGAAGAGGUUAUAUGCUGCGAUUUGUGCUGCUCCAGCAGUUACGCUUUUGCCUUGGGGGCUACUUAAGAGGAAACAGACAACUUGUCACCCUGCGUUUAUGGAUAAGCUUCCCACUUUUUGGGCUGUCAAAUCAAAUUUACAAGUUUCGGGAGAGCUGACAACUAGUCGAGGCCCUGGCACUUGUUUUGAGUUUUCCCUGUCACUGGUGGAACAGCUAUUUGGUGAGUUGGUGGCCAAGGAAAUUGCUGACACUAUGCUGUUGAAUGUUGCUGAUAAUAACUCUAGGAAGGAAGAGUUUAAUGAAGUUUCCUGGUCUUUUGAUCACCCUCCUCAGGUUCUGAUUCUGGUUGCUAAUGGUUCUGAAGAAAUUGAAGUGGUGUCCAUUGUAGAUAUUCUACGACGAGCAAAAGCAAAUGUUGUGGUUGCUUCGGUGGAAAAAUCCUUGCAGGUUUUAGCAUCCAGCGGGACAAAGAUAAUGGCAGACAAGAUGAUUGGUGCUGCUGCAGAUUCAAUUCAUGAUCUGAUAAUCCUGCCUGGAGGAACUUUGGGGACUGAGAAGCUACACAGAUCUAGAAUUCUAAAGAAAUUGUUGAAAGAACAACAAUCAGCUGGCAGAAUAUUAGGAGCCAUCUGUUCUUCACCUACAGUUCUUCACAAACAAGGACUGCUAAAGGGUAAGAAAGCAACAGCCCAUCCCUCUGUCAUAAACAUGCUCGAUGAUGCUGUGAGUGGUGUCCGAGUAGUUAUUGAUGGCAAGGUGAUCACUGGCAGGGGACUUGCUACUGCAGCGGAUUUCGCACUUGCUAUCGUAGGUAAACUUUUCGGGUCAGCAAGAGCAAGGAGUGUGGCGGAAGGUCUCGUUUUUGAGUACCCUCGAUGAUAAGAGGCUGGCUUCCGGUAGCCUAGAUGAUCCAAAGAGAUGAGCACACAGCAUCGUAAUCUUUCUUCUUGGGUAGAGAAAGCUCGGAUUCUGUGAAAAAUGCAGGACCAUAGUCGUAAAAGGAGAAAUGCCGGUGAAAGAAUCAGGGAUGGUGCGGUUUUACAGUCGUGUCGUGUGUGAAGCAAUGCUCGCAGGAAAUGGACUUGUUGCCGAAGAUAUCAGUGGGUCUGUUUCCCUUUCUGUGGCUUUCUUUUGCUACUUGUGUGCAAAUUUGUUGGUGUCCUUAUUUAGAAGCAUGGUCUAAUACAGAAAACAAUUCAAAAGGAGCCUGUUUGUAUUUGUUUUCAAUGUUGUAUCAUUAUGUUAUUUAAGGUCUCAAGUCUAUUUGGACCCAUGUUUAUACAGAAUUUGUCUAGUAUCAUUCACAUCUUCCAUCUUGAAACCUACUUUAGUUUCUAGUAAUCAUGUUUAUAUAUAAUGUGAAUAAAUUAUGUUUUUACAAA
Messenger RNA from Salvia miltiorrhiza (redroot sage), 2095 nucleotides. Its product is annotated as protein DJ-1 homolog C. The record is from RefSeq and is a predicted model, not a curated record. Lineage: Eukaryota; Viridiplantae; Streptophyta; Magnoliopsida; Lamiales; Lamiaceae. The coding region runs from base 207 to 1592 and encodes 461 amino acids. The transcript is spliced from 8 exons. Gene Ontology annotation, biological process: guanine deglycation, glyoxal removal; protein deglycation, glyoxal removal. Gene Ontology annotation, cellular component: nucleus; cytosol. Gene Ontology annotation, molecular function: protein deglycase activity.